AUGGCGACUCCGGCGGGUGCUCCCCCGUCGCGCACCCUCCAACGCCAAUUCAAGGGAUGCUGCAAGAUUGGCGAGUACGAGAUGAUGCAGAAACUGGGCGAAGGCACUUUUGGUGAAGUCCACAAGGCGCGUCAGCGAUCGACCGGCCAUGUCUUUGCGCUCAAGAAGAUUUUGAUGCACAACGAAAAGGACGGGUUCCCUAUCACGGCGCUGCGAGAAAUCAAGCUCCUCAAGAUGCUGUCGCACGAUAACGUCCUGAAACUAGAGGAAAUGGCUGUAGAGCGGCCCAAAACUGAAGGCAGGAAACGUGCGAUACUGUACAUGGUCACGCCGUACAUGGACCAUGAUCUGUCAGGUCUCCUCGACAACCCCGAAGUCCAGUUCAAGCCACCGCAGAUCAAGUGUUACAUGCUGCAGUUGUUCAAGGGUCUGGCAUACCUACAUGACAACCACAUUUUACAUCGAGACAUGAAGGCAGCCAACCUUUUGAUCAACAACUCUGGGCGAUUACAGAUAGCCGAUUUCGGUCUUGCCAGACACUACGACGAACCGGUUCCACAAAGAGGCAGGGGCAAUGGUGAGGCAAAACGCGAAUACACUUCACUAGUUGUUACUAGGUGGUACCGACCGCCAGAACUGCUCUUGCAACUCCGAAGAUACACACCGGCGAUCGAUAUGUGGGGCGCAGGCUGCGUCUUUGGUGAAAUGUUCAAGCGCAAGCCCAUCCUCACGGGCCAAAGCGACAUACAUCAGGCACAGAUUAUCUUCGAGCUGGUUGGAUCCCCGAACGAUACGAGUAUGCCGGGCUGGAACGAGCUACCAGGAGCAGAACCUGUUCGCGCGUUCCCAACAAGUACUGGAAAUAUUGCGCAAAGAUUCCGUGAACUAUCGCCCCUUGGACUGUCGCUUAUCAAGGACCUCAUGAGACUCGACUGGCGGAAACGUAUCAACGCGAUUGAUGCCAUCGACCAUCCAUACUUCCGAGAGGAACCAUUACCAAUGCGCGAAGAAGAUAUUCCUCACUUUGCCGACUCACACGAGCUGGAUCGCCGGAACGCUCGUGGCCAAAGGCAAGCACUUCCUCCUGCGCCACAAGGCGGUACUGUAGGUGGAGGUCCCAAUGGAGAAUGGACAGGCCAAGACCGAGGGCCACCGGGUGUCGACCGUGGCCUCAGAGGUGGUGGUGGCGGCGGCUACGACCGACGAGGCUACGAACACCGACCCCCUCCACCCCCUCCCCCAGGAGAACGACGUCCAAAUUGGGGCGGCGGAGACCGCGGCCACAACAACCUCCCCGCACCCCCAGCAGACGGCCGCCACCCGCUCCCUCCCGUCCCCCGCUACGGCCCCGAUGGCGCAGACCGCCGCAGAGGUAAUGUUCCCCCCGGCGACACCUACAUCCCCAGCUACGGCGCAGACGGACACCGUCGCUCCCGCGAACCAGACGACCGUCCACGCCGCGGCUCCCGCGACUCUGGCAAUUCCCGUGAGGGUUACACCGACGACCGCGCUGAUCGGAGCCGCGCGUAUCGUGAUCGUGACCGCGACCAUCGAGGCGGCAAUAGAGGAAACUUUAUGCAGGAGAGGCGGGAUGCGCGUACGCGGUCGAGGAGUCCCGAGCGCAGAGAUGCGAAUGGAAGUGGCAAUGGAAGGGGGAGGGAUGUCUCGGAUAUUUAUAGGAGGAGAUGAGGAUGCUAAUGCUGAUCAAAGGUUCGGUCUGGUCUUUUUUUUCUUCUUCUUUCCUCUUUACAUUCUUUGUUCGUGGCCGAACCUGGUCCCGUUUGUGGAGUUUGGGUUGCCAACCCCCAAAUGGAUGAGAGAUUUGCAUGGUUUACACUUCGAAGUUUG
Molecule: messenger RNA, 1848 nt
Organism: Bipolaris maydis ATCC 48331
Lineage: Eukaryota; Fungi; Ascomycota; Dothideomycetes; Pleosporales; Pleosporaceae
Product: kinase-like domain-containing protein
Biological process (GO): positive regulation of transcription elongation by RNA polymerase II; protein phosphorylation
Cellular component (GO): cyclin/CDK positive transcription elongation factor complex; nucleus
Molecular function (GO): cyclin binding; RNA polymerase II CTD heptapeptide repeat kinase activity; ATP binding
Source: RefSeq, a predicted model, not a curated record